Molecule: messenger RNA, 993 nt
Organism: Echinococcus granulosus
Lineage: Eukaryota; Metazoa; Platyhelminthes; Cestoda; Cyclophyllidea; Taeniidae
Exons: 4
Coding region: 1-993 (330 amino acids)
Source: RefSeq, a predicted model, not a curated record
AUGCCAUUGUGCGCUAUUGUGGCGGGUCCUCGCGUGGAAGUCGCUCAAAAGAGGCGCCGCCUCGAGGCGAGGGAGCAGGAUGGAUCUGGAGCUAUGCAACGUGGAAAAUCCAAGUUGAUUCUAAAUUUUGCACAUUUAAACAUUAACGAGAAGCCCUACGAGACAACAAUUUUUGAUGAUGACGAGGAAGCAUCGAAGAGCUUGUCUCAAAUGCCAAGCAGGUCGCUCAAAUGCUUUGAUUAUCGCACCUUGCCAUGGCUCGUUCCCCACGAUCUGCGGUCAUCAUCCACGCCAAUCGAGAGCCACUCCGGUGGCUCUAUCCAUCGUCGUAAGAAAAAAGGCAUCCAUUCAAGCCGUUCGACAGGACAUGCUGCCACCACCAACAGCAUCAAUAAAUUGCAAAGUGCGGAUUUCCGCCGUGUCAAUUUGGAAUCUCGCGUCAUUCUCAACACUGGCCAUAUGGCAUGGAAACAUGCAGAUGAUGUGAAGGUUAAGUUGGGAUCGCCGUGCAUCUAUUUUAACCAUCCAGAGUUCUUCAAGAAGGUGGGGAAGAUUCUCGCGAAGGAAUACAAGUUGAAGUGUAGGCAGGAGGAAAGGCGACGAGAAGAGUGGGAGAAGAGCCGCAAACUCCUCCAAAGUGUCAGAACUGCCUACACUUCAGGACGUCCAAGUUUCUGUGCUCCCACAGAGAAGUAUUCAGAAGAGAGCCAAUGUAUUUCUACUGCAAGGCGACCUGACUCAUCUCCGGUCCGAAAGAGUUCACGAUCCAGUGGCACCAGUAGACCACUGUUUGAUCCUCGCCCCUGGCGAAGAGAUGUGUUGGAAUUAGAUGGCGAUGAUGACGUGUCUAGAUUAAGCGAUCCCCGAACAACCAUCAGUGAGGUGUAUGCAAAUGCAAGCGAAUUGAUUGACAAUCACCUGGACAUACUGGAUAGGCAGAAACUUGUAGAGCUUUUGCCCGUUGUGUACUCACAACGAAAUAGUGAGCAAUGA